Metarhizium brunneum ARSEF 3297 is the source of this 981-nucleotide messenger RNA. The record is from RefSeq and is a predicted model, not a curated record. NCBI's taxonomy places the organism in Eukaryota, Fungi, Ascomycota, Sordariomycetes, Hypocreales, Clavicipitaceae.
AUGUUUUUGCUUUUUGGUAAUUCCGUCAACAGCUCCGACUGGGGCCAAGUGGCUGGUCAGGAGUCCAAAUUCGCGCAAGCAUUCAAUUUGUCGCAGGAAUAUUUGUCUCACCGCGGACGCUUGGGCCCAUUCUACUGGCUGCUCAAUGACAAGGCUUUCCGGGAUGCGUGCAAAACGUGCCACGAUUUCAUGGAUAAAGGCAUCGCCAAAGCGUUGGAGGCUUUUGCACAGACAGACCACGGAGGAAAAGGAGAGGAUCGUGACGCCGACACUUAUGUGUUUGUGGAGGCUCUCAUGCAGCAAACAAGAGAUCCACGGGUUCUCCGGGACCAGUGCUUGAAUGUUUUGCUUGCAGGACGCGACACGACAGCGUGUUGUCUUCAUUGGACAUUUCGUCUUCUUGCUCGCCACCAGCAUAUCCUCGAUAAACUGCGCAGAGAAAUUGACCACAUAUCGGGCUUGGGAUCAAGCGCACCUCUGCCCACAAGGGAAGACCUGAGACGCAUGUCAUAUCUCCAACUGUCUAAUGGAAAAAUAGUCCUGCGUCUUUAUCCGUCCGUACCCGUCAACUCGAGAGAGGCCAUACGACUUACAACGUUGCCUGUAGGUGGCGGGCCCGACGGCAAGUCUCCGGUCCUCGUUAGGCCAGGCGAGGGAGUUGGGUACUGCGUUUAUGCAAUGCACCGCCGCAAAGACAUCUACGGCCAGGACGCCGAGGAGUUUCGCCCUGAGCGUUGGGAAGGUGAUUCUUUAAGAGAUAUUGGGUGGGCAUAUCUACCAUUUAACGGAGGGCCGAGAUUGUGCUUGGGUCAAGAGUUUGCUUUACUUGAAGUUGCAUACACAGUGGCGCGAUUGGUGCAGGUCUUCUCCAAAAUCGAAUUGCCGAGUGGAGAGAGGGAAGUCAAAGUCGGGCAAGAGAGACAAAUUCUUACCUUGGUCGUCGCUAGUGCCGAAGGAUGUGUAGUAUCCUUGAAGGACUGA